[Candida] anglica is the source of this 2064-nucleotide messenger RNA. The record is from the annotation of a GenBank genome assembly. NCBI's taxonomy places the organism in Eukaryota, Fungi, Ascomycota, Pichiomycetes, Serinales, Debaryomycetaceae.
AUGAGUGCAUUUGCCGCCUUACGGGACCUGGGGGUGUCGUCAUUGAUGUCAUCUAGAGGAAGUGAUGAAGAGGAUAGGCCCAUAAUGUACCAACAAAACACUUCAGACGAGGAAGAACAGAGCGAUCAAGAAGCACAAGAAACCCAAGACAGUGGUUCACUGAAGCCCGUGUCACUCAUGGGCUCUAGAUCGAACUCCACCAGUGUGCUUCCUUCACCAGUAACUCAGGGCAGAAGACCUGUACCUGCCAGCUUUGUGUACGAGUCAAAAUUCACUCCAAAUUGCGAUAAUCUUGUGGUGAUGGAUGACCAUGUAAUCAUUGGACUUAAACCCCACGAGUACAUAGUUUUGAACGGACAGGCUAAAUUGACAAUCCAGAGAGGUGCUGUAUUGGUGAACAAUUGCCACUACUUCUUUGCCCAUCCGGACAAGACCUACGAAGUGUUGGCAACUCAGUCGCAAUCGUUACCCGUCAUUGCCAGCACCCAAGUUCUUGACCGGUCGAGUGGCAUUGAAGACACGAAGACCGCGGAAAAUGAACAUCUUUUCAAUAGUGACUACAAGUCGGUGAUUGUACUAGAAGAUUACCAUACGGGGCUAGAAGACAUCGGGUUAUAUAGUCCACCUUUGAAGCGGUUUUUCUACAAUCUGGAAGUAGAAGAAGCAGAGGGUGUAGAGGCAUCUAUAGGGUUUGCGCUCCCGAACCAACCAGUAAUCCCCUUGGACUUUUCAUUUGAAGUGUUAUUACAGAACAAGGGACUCACCGGGUUGUAUAUUGACCGGACUUGGCGAGACAAGGUGAACGAGUUGAACAUGAUGGAAGAUCCAAGUGUAACCAUGGUGAUUGGGAAUAAAAAUAGCGGGAAAUCAACCUUUGCCAAGGCGCUAUUGAAUGGGUUUGUCUCAAAGAAUGCACCCGUUCUGUAUUUGGACUUGGAUCCUGGUCAAUCAGAAUUUUCCAUGCCCUAUUGUAUGUCCUUGACAAGCGUUGAUCGGGAAGUCCUUGGGAUAAAUAUCCCACUGUCGGUGAUUGACGACUCCACUGCCACAACCUCGCUUUACUACGGAUUCACCACGCCACAACUGCAGCCUACCAGGUACCUUGAGAUUGUGAAGGCGUUAUGGCAAGUGUACGACCAAGUACAUCGUCCAAGAGGGUCACAUUUGAUCAUCAACACCCCUGGAUGGAUCAAGGGGUUUGGCAAGCAAUUGCUUGACGAAAUUACUGCUCUUGCACGCCCAGAUUCGCUUGUAUACCUUACUAGCUCUGGGAUAUUAGACCCAACUGACGAAACAUUGGAUGCACUCACUUAUUCACAAGUCCAUACACUUCCUGGGAUGUACCAAGUUUCCAAAUAUUCCCCAGCACAACUCCGUACCUUCAAUAAGCUUACAUAUUUCCAUCAACAGAGACAGAACGGUGGUAUUACUAAGUUUCAAUUCCGUGAACAUCUACUUACAUCCCCUCCUAUGAGAAUAUCAUAUCAACUGGACAAGUCUGACCAUUCCUUUGUUGGUAUCAAUGGAGUUUCUAUUCUCAACUAUGAUACGGGGCUUCAAUUCAACCAACAAGACCUACUUCUUAUGCUUGAUGCAUCUAUUGUAGGGUUGUAUCUAGUUGAUAAUGAGCUGUUUAUGGCGCUGCUGACGCUACAAGAAAUGCCCGGACGUCCACUUUAUCUCAAUUCCAAUAGUCUUGAAGAGUUGGUACGUCCGAAUGACAGUCACAAUAUCUUCAUGGGACUCUGUAUGAUCCACAGUAUCAACAAACAUGAACAAUAUUUCAAUGUGUACUUCCCUAACGAGAGCAAUGUAUCCAAGAUCAAGGAGAGGUUACAAGAUGGGUACAAGUUGAUAUUCGUGAAGGGAGACGGGGAUUUACCGGUUCCAGAAGUUCUUAUGCCACAAUUGGUCCAACAACAAUUGGAUAUUUUCAAGAAACAACGAAAGAAUAAGCCAGUGGAACAGACAAAGAUGCCGUAUGUUAGUUUUGAGAGUAAGAACAAGGUUGGGGGCGUUUGGAAAAUACGAAGAAAUGUCAUGAGAAGAGGUCAUCAGCGAUGA